Molecule: messenger RNA, 4269 nt
Organism: Morchella importuna
Lineage: Eukaryota; Fungi; Ascomycota; Pezizomycetes; Pezizales; Morchellaceae
Exons: 2
Coding region: 1-4269 (1422 amino acids)
Source: RefSeq, a predicted model, not a curated record
AUGCCCUCAACGUCUUCAUCAAGAGCUGCAAAGAAGCGGACUGCAAGCUCAAGUUCAAACGAGAUUCCGCGGAUAAUGACUCGAGAUCUACCAUUAUCACCACCGCCGAAUAUCAGUGAACCCAACCCGGGCAGUAGCCCUUCAACAAGAUAUACCGACUCACCAGGACCGUUCAUGAACUACUCCUCCGCAAGCUCGGUAGCAUCACAGUCACCAGGCUUCGGGCCUGUAGGAGGUUACAGAAGUAGGCAAACCCCAACGCCCUGCCCAACAAGAUCCAACAACCUUGACUCAGUAAGAGAAUCCACCACCUCUACAUCCUCCGGCUCCACAAUCCGCGCAUCAAAAGACAGAGACGGUGACGACCAAGACUACGAGCACAUCAGUCCAUGGUCCGACUCGCCACUACCAAUGAGCUCCACUCCUGACUGUGACGACCAGAACUAUUUCGGGCAAUACCCAUCCGCUGUAGUCUCUCCUGCCACAACACCCUUCCACCACAACCCUUCACCAAAGCUCGCACCUAUACCCUCACCCUCACCACUGCUUCUCUCAGCGCCAUCACCGGCACUAAGCUCAAGCAGACGCAAGGUCAGUAUCUCCUCAACAGCAGCCUUCUCCCGCCUCGGCAGCCGUACCCCCGACCUCCUUAGCUCUGGAUCUGGCCGCGGCCUCGGUGUUUCAAUACCAACAGCAUCCUCGCUCGCAAAGGGUCGCAGCAAAUCACUCAGCGGUAGUACCGCAUUCGCGCCACCGCGCAAAGAGGCUGUCACACCACCGAUACCGUCGCCGUCGUUUCCGCCUCCGCGGAAGAACAGUGCGCCGCCGAUUAUUCGUGGUGCGACACCAGCACCGAGGGAUCCGGUAGCAAUGCAGGGAGGUUUGGGACAUAGGGUUAUGAGCUCAAGAGUUGUGGAGAAGGGAGCUGGGAGGGAUCGAUCGCCGACUCGUGGGAGUCCUGGGAAGGUGGCGGUGUCGCGGCCGGGGUUCUUUUCAAGGCAGAGGACGAGGACAAACGAGUCGUUGGAAGAGAAGGAGCGGGUCAAGGAGAAGGAGACAGCAGCGAAGGAGAAGAAGAGAGGGCCGGCGGCUGGGACUGGACAUGAAGGAUAUUCGGUAUUCACUAGCAGAGGGAGAAGCGGAUCUUCAACCGGUGGGAGCGUUGACAGGAGUGGGAGUGCCAGCUCAACAGCUACAGGAUCAUGGGGACGGACAAGCCGGAGAGGAAGCGAGUCAAAAGAGCCAACAGAUGACUAUUUGCGCGAGCGUCUCCUCCCCGUCGUCAUCGCCGGUGGCGGCGGCGUAAUCGAGAACUACAACCUCGCUGGCACUGCAGAGUCAAUGAUCAGAUCUGGCAGCCAAGAAAGCAGCAAGGAAAAGAAGAGCUUCGAGUUCGGCGGCAAGCGGGCGCCCACCCCAGUUGCAAUGUCCCGAGAACCCUCUUCAGAAGGUUCAAUAUUCGGGCGCCGAAAGAUCUCUACGCCAAACCCACCGUCGCCGGGCCCAACGGAAGCGGCCACACCUCAGGUCAAGAAGAAGGGCGCAUGGGGCUUCCUGCGCGGUACCGCAUCAACGAGGGAGCGCGCAGCGACUCCAGCACCAGCACCAGCACCACCCGCGCCGGCUCCUGCACCAGUGCAAAAGCUACAUGUGCAGCAUGUAAGGUCUCAGCCUCACUACCUAGCGAGCUUGGAUAAGGAGCAGCAGAAAGAGGCCGCAAAGCUUGCAGAGCAGUUGCAGGAAAUGAGGAAUAAGAAAACGGUGGCAACAAAUUAUGCAGGGACACUCAGGCAAAAGCAUCACAUUCACUCUGCGAAGCCCUCAAAUGCCUCAGUUGCCUCAGUUGCAGUUGCGGCGCCUGUGCCUUCAACUUUAAAAUCAGCACCGCAGGUACAAGCGCCGGCGCCCGCAUCGCCGAAAAAGUCGGUGACACCGGCUUCCCCAGCAGUGGCCUCAGGUGAGCAGGCAAAGCAGGAGGUUAGGCAGGCAAAGGCGGAUGAGAGGUCGAGGCUUCAAGGGCGAUCAAGGGUUCCACAGAUCGGGAGAAUUCCAGCUGUGCAGUAUCACUCACGGAAAACAUCAAUACAGACUAAUGAGCCUGUUAAGCAAGCUCCGACUUCUACUCCAACUCCAGCUUCGACCCCAGCUCCAGCCCCAACUCCUAUUUCCUCACCAGCUCCAGCUCCCGUCUCCUCACCCGUGCCCACACCCGCGCCCGCACCCACACCCGCACCUGUAUCCACACCGGCACCAGCACCGGCACCAGCGCCAGCUCCAGCCAGGGCUCCUGGGGUUCCUACUAGAAUGAGGGUGGAGAUGCUUCCUCCUCUUACUACUCACUACCCCAGGGGUGAUGUUCGCAACACCGAUCUCUUAACGGCGCCGCCAACAAUGGGAAGACCAUUCGAAGAGAGUUUCAAGCGUGCUAAUGAGCAAAAACCCACUUUUCAGGUCAACUGGGGUGGCUUCGGUCUAACACAGACACCUAUAACUGCACACCCACUCGAGAACCCAUUCAUCUACGACACACUCGAUAUCAGAAAGGCCAACCGCGCAAGCGCACUUCUCACUCCAAUUGACGAUACUCCAGUGACAUCGACGACUAAUAUGCCAUGGCCAGUCCGCGAGGAUCCGUUUGCGACGCCCACUCUGGGACCUGAUGUGGUAGUGGAUGGAAGCGACUGUGAUGAGGAUAUCUGGAACGAAUAUGAUGACCUUUUGUACAAUGUUGAUAUGUUUGGCGAGCCAUCAGACGAUCUUGAAUUUCAGGGAAAUACUAGAUCCGCAACCUCAUCACUCGGUUCACCAUUCCAGUACGCAGACCUUUGCAGCGCUUUCCCCGACCUCCUUGACGAAAAUAACGAAGACCCCCACACCCCUGGAUCUGAGGAUACUGUACAAGAGCAGGGUCUCUACAUUCACGACUCGCCUACGAUUUCACCUGCGCUCCCAACCGUUAUUGUUGCUGCUCCUAGCCCGAUUAUGGAUCUUGGCCAGCCUUUCCUUCCACCUUCAUACCCUGCAAUUCUGUCACCUUCAACUCCAUUUUCUGUAUCUUCUUUCAUCCGUUCUUAUGGCGACCGCGACUCCUAUCCUUCUGGCUCGGGCCAGCCACCAACCUCAUCACCACCUGCUCCACCCCCAACAAUCACUCUCGGCGCACCACCACCACCUAGGCCAAGGACUCGAGUCAGAACCCACAGAACAAAUGGCUCAAAUGGAUCCAACAGCUCAAAUCUCUCGACUGGCUCCGACAACUUCGUGGACAUCUCGGGUGACGAAAUGGAUGUACGACUCUGGGCACUCAUGACAAACCGCUACCUCUCCUUCGACCGUACUCUCGUCAGCCCUGCACACGAGCAAAUGAACGGUAUCACAGUACCGCUCGGUCCUCGCAAUAGUGGCAACGGAAGGGUCCUGGUUAUCGAUGGUCUUGGACGUGAUGACUGGUCUUUUUACUGCGCCUUCUCAUACCCCCGUGCUAAAGUUUAUAACCUUUCCCCUACUGCUUCUGCUGCGCCUGGCGGCCUCCCACCUUCACCUUCAACACCUCGGCCACCGAACCACCAACAAGUCAGACACCUAGACUUCACCGUGCAAUUCCCAUUCCCAGGGGGCUUCUUUAACGUCAUCUCGCUCCGCUUCCUACCAUCCUCACACGAUGCUUCGCUGCCAUUUAUCCUAAGCGAAUGCAGGAGGGUUCUAGAGCCAGGUGGUUACUUGGAAGUCACAAUGCUCGACCCAGAACUUAUUAGCAUGGGCCCACGCACCAAAAAGGCCGUCAACCUCGUUAAGGCAAUCAUGGAUCGCGAGCGGGAGUCCGCCGCGACCCCCGCUUCCCCAACCACAUCUUCUCGCCCAUCGUCAACAUCAGAGCGCAUGCUGAAGCUCCUCUCGAAGCGUGGCUUCGACGAGGUGAGCAAGUGCUUCAUAAGCCUUCCCACCGUUGCACCGACGGAGGACUUUGAAGCUCCAGCAACGGUAGAGGAGGGGGCGAACGACAUGAUUGACGCAAGGAUGAUGGCUACUGUGGGAAGGUGGUGGUAUACAAGGUGCUAUGAGAGCGUCAUUACUUCGAGGGGCGAGGUCAUGCGCAGGAGUAUGUGGAAUGAUAGAGCGUUGCUGAGGGAAUGUGUGGAGAAGAACACGUCGUUUAGGAUGCUUGUGGCGCAUGCGAGGAAGCCGUUGAGGAACUCGGCACCAGUUGUGGCUGAGAGGAGUACUGGACUAGAUGGCCUGAUUGAGGGGAUGUUGAGCGGAAGGGUUUAG